This is a messenger RNA of Melitaea cinxia (Glanville fritillary), 663 nucleotides long. RefSeq lists its product as uncharacterized. The coding region runs from base 1 to 663 and encodes 220 amino acids. NCBI's taxonomy places the organism in Eukaryota, Metazoa, Arthropoda, Insecta, Lepidoptera, Nymphalidae. The record is from RefSeq and is a predicted model, not a curated record. The transcript is spliced from 2 exons.
AUGUUCAUUAUAUUAUUAAUGUUAUUGCCAUUAUUUGACGCCGCGUAUAUCAUAUCACUUUACGGGGACGUUUAUAAGGACGUCGAGUUCUUCACCAGGACUUUUCCAUGGAUAAUAGAUAAUAUUGGAGGGGAGAUUUCUGUGGAUUAUUACAUGCAAGGCAGUGGAAGGUACUCCGUGCCGCAUAUGUGUGCGUUGAAUGAAUUGAAGUUGAAUACAUUUUUACAAGCGCAGUAUUUGAAGUGUGAGGCUGAAGGUAAACCAAGCGAAUCUUGUCUAUGUGAAGCCGGCGUUGACCCCCAAAAGUACAAACAUUGUGUUCUAAGUAGAGGAAGCUAUGCCAGUCUUUCUGCCUCUAAAUACAACCAGCUCAGCAUCGACGCGAGUCCAAUUAUAGAACUGGGUUACAGGAACACAGUCUUCGGAGUAGAAGACAGUUGGUAUCUAAAGAAAAUAUGCACGAUCUUUGGCGAUAACCAACCACGUGGUUGCAGAAAACCUUUCGCUUGUAAUUCAACUGAAUUUGAAAAUGAGAAAAGGGGCAUUGUGAAUUUCAAAUGUCCUGAAUGUUACAAUUUGAAUAUGAAGUUGAAAGUAGAUCAAGACGAAUUGAACGUUACUACAACUACUACAACUACUUCAACUACACCGUUCUAUAAAUAA